AUGUCGGUGCAGGAGUAUCUGGAGAAGCACCUGCUCUCACGCAGGAUCGAGGAGGCCGUGAACGCGGCGGUCCGCGCCAAGGCCCCCGACCCGGUGCUCUUCAUCGCGGGCCACAUGCGGCGGGCGGCCGUGAUCACGAGGGUGCGGGCGCGCCAGAUCCUUGACGGGCACGGCGCGCCGGCCGUUGAGGUCGAGUUGCACACCAACAAGGCCGUGCACCGAGCAUCCGCGGCCGGCGCGGGCGCGCUCGAGGGCGCCGCCGCCGACGCGGCCGGGGGCUCCGAGAGGUGGAAGAUCCUCGCCAGGGUGGUCGCCGACGCGGUGCGGGUGAUCAACGACAAGGUGUCGGAGGCGCUCGUUGGGAUGGAUCCGCAGCAGCAGGCGCAGAUCGACCAGGCCAUCAUGGACUUGGACAAGGCGCGCCACAAGGCUGAGCUUGGAGCAAAUGCUAUGCUGGCAGUGUCAAUUGCAGCUUGCAAAGCUGGUGCUGCUGAAAAAGAGGUUCCACUCUACAAGCAUAUAGCAGAUCUUGUUGGCAAAAGCGCUACAACUCUUCCUGUCCCUGCAAUUACAGUCAUUAAUGGUGGAAAGCAUGCUGGAAAUGCUCUUCCCAUUCAAGAAAUUAUGAUCCUUCCUGUUGGUGCUAAGAAUUUUGAAGAAGCAAUGCAGAUGGGUUCCGAGACCUAUCACCAUCUCAAGGAUAUUAUCUUGGAGAAAUGUGGCUCAGACAGCUGCAACAUUGGAGAUCACGGAAAAAAAUAUGAUCUGGAGUUUAAGUCAACAAAGAAAUCAGGGCAGAACUUCAAAACUGCUGAUGAUAUGAUUGUGAUCUAUAGCCAGCUUUGUUCAGAGUACCCACUUGUCUCCAUUGAGCAGCCCUUUGAUAAAGAUGAUUGGGAGCACUCAAAAAAAUUGACCACUCUAGAGCUGUGCCAGGUUGCAGGGGAUGACUUGUUGAUGUCUGACCCCGAAUGCAUUAAGCGGGCAGUUAGUGAGUACACUUGCAAUGCUCUUGUUCUCAAGGCAAAUCAAGUGGGCACUGUCACUGAGGCCAUAGAGGUUGUGAAGCAGGCAAAGGAUGCUCAUUGGGGUGUGGUGGUGUCACAUAGGUCUGGAGAUACUGAGGAUUCUUUCAUUGCUGACCUGGCUGUUGGUGCUGCAGCCGGACAGAUCAAAACCGGUGCCCCCUGCCGUGGAGAGUGUCUAACUAAAUACAAUCAGCUGCUUAGAAUAGAGGAAGAACUUGGAAGUGAAGGCGUUUAUGCAGGGGAGAAUUGGAGAACUGUGGAAAUAUCUGGUGCACAAGAUAACAGGAGUAUAUAUGGAUGA
Molecule: messenger RNA, 1329 nt
Organism: Miscanthus lutarioriparius
Lineage: Eukaryota; Viridiplantae; Streptophyta; Magnoliopsida; Poales; Poaceae
Source: the annotation of a GenBank genome assembly